AACAAGAUUACUGGACUGUAAUGGCAUGGACUCACAGAUGUCCGCUACGUCCACUACAGCUCAGAUUGAUACCCCAUCUUCCUCUUGCAACAUGACAGCUUCUGACCAUUUUGGUCAACCAGGGAUUGACCAUUCCCCAGUUUCGUCCUGUUCCGACUCUGAUCAGUUGGUCAUCGAGAUGCACCCAGCUGAGGAGAUGGACACCUUAGGCACCCCUGAACAACAGCCACCGAGGUGUGAGGAUGCUGAGAGAAAGAGGGCUCCACGUCUAGGAAAAGCCGACAUGGGUGACAGUGGAUAUAGUGACCAAGAGCCAACACCAGAGUGACCUUGACUGUGACAAAUGGUGGCCUUGACCUUUAUUGCAUGACCUUGAUCUGCAUAACAUCUCUUUCUUGCUGUGAAAGUGAGGACAGGCAGUGGUGACAUGCUGGCAGUGGUACUUUGUGUAUGAGAGUGCCCCUUUUUUCAAAGUUGGGAAAUUAUAUUAUAGUUUUUCCUAAAAUAACACCUGAACAUUGAAAAUGAGAAAUAAACAAGUGUUUGUCAGAGAUGAUAGCAGAAAAUAUAUUAAGAUACAUUGUAUCAGGGAAUGGAAAAUCAUUUGUUUUCAGUACAUUAACGUAGUGUAUUAAUGUUCUAAUAACCUGUGUUUUUGAUGGACUUUUACAAACUACACAAAAGACUUGAAUCCAGUGAAUAUCAAUGGAAAAGUGUCUUUUGUUGUAUUUUAAGAGUUGUAACAAUUGUUGUGUAAGGGGAGUUUGUGGUUUUGAUCAUUUCUUGUUUUUUGUAUGUACAAAUAGUAAUAGUGUAUACUGUUUAUAUGAUUUGCUCUCGAGAUGCAAAUCAAUAAGCUCCAGAUUUCAAUGUUUUUAUUUGUUGAAGUUUUGAAAAAAUGAUAAAACAAUUAUUGGAGCUAGGAGAAAAAUUAUUUGAACUAGGAUAAAUUAUUUAUAUUUUCAUACUUGCUUUUUGUGAAGUAAAACAGUAUUCUCUUUUUGAUCAUUUAAGAAUUUGGAUGAGGAAUCAUGAGAAAUGAACCAACUUGACAGACAUUUGGAGUUUUCACAGCCUACAUUGUAGUUGUUCGUUAUUUUAUUUAAUUUUUUGUGAAUUUUUCUCACAUGGAUGAUGUUGAAAUUGAGAUGAUUUGUAGUUGAAUACUAUAGUUCUUCUCAGCUUAUUUUAGAACGAUGAUUUGAAUUUUACGAAAAUCUUUACUUGAAAAACAUGUUUGUAUUGUAGUGGGGAACAAUACUUAAAAAAGAAAUCAGCUAAUUUUUAAUUUAGCUUUUCCUGAUUCACAACAAUGGAGUUGAACAACUUUUGUUGUCGUUUUUCUUGUACCUUGAGAUUUUUGUGUAGCUAGGAUGUUGUGCUUGUUCUAUGCUUAUUAAAUAGAAUGUUUGUUAAUCGUUUUAUUUUGAUUAAUUAUUUGCAGGGUUGGAAAUAUUCCAUCUUUUCAUUAGAAAAAACAUAGAGAGGUGGUGGAUUUUUCAUGCAAUAUGAUAAUGGGGAUAUUUCAGGCAGGGUUAGAAUGUUAUUCCUCCUUUGUAAGCAUUUUGUGUCCACUUCCUUGUAAUUCUUGAUAUAGAGAUGUACAUGUACAAAUUUAAUUAUAUUUGU
Molecule: messenger RNA, 1629 nt
Organism: Lingula anatina
Lineage: Eukaryota; Metazoa; Brachiopoda; Lingulata; Lingulida; Lingulidae
Biological process (GO): regulation of transcription by RNA polymerase II; sex differentiation
Cellular component (GO): nucleus
Molecular function (GO): DNA-binding transcription factor activity, RNA polymerase II-specific; RNA polymerase II cis-regulatory region sequence-specific DNA binding
Source: RefSeq, a predicted model, not a curated record